GGCCCCGCCCACACCACGUGAGCGUCGCGUCAGCAGUGCGCGCGCGUCGGAGGAGGACGCGGGUCGGCUUGCUGGGCGCGAUGAGGUUCCGGUUCUGUGGUGAUCUGGACUGUCCUGACUGGGUCCUGGCGGAGAUCAGCACGCUGGCCAAGAUUGUUGAGUGCACGGGGUCUUCUAGGUCCUCCGUGAAGCUGAGGUUGCUGUGUAGCCAGGUGCUGAAGGAGCUUCUGGGACAGGGGAUUGACUACGAGAAGAUCCUGAAGCUCACCGCUGAUGCCAGGUUUGAGUCGGGCGAUGUCAAGGCCACGGUGGCAGUGCUGAGUUUCAUCCUCUCCAGUGCGGCCAAGCAUAGCGUGGAUGGCGAGUCCUUGUCUAGUGAACUGCAGCAGCUGGGGCUCCCCAAAGAGCACGCGGCCAGCCUGUGUCGCUGUUAUGAGGAGAAGCAAAGCCCCCUACAGGAGCAUCUGCGGGCCUGCAGCCUGCGUGUGAACAGGCUGGCAGGUGUGGGCUGGCGGGUGGACUACACCCUGAGCUCCAGCUUGCUUCGGGCUGUGGCAGAGCCCAUGGUGCACCUGAAGCUGGAGGUGGCAGCUGCCUCGGGCGCCGCAGCCCAGCCUGUGGCCAUGUCGCUCUCAGCUGACAAGUUCCAGGUCCUCCUUGCAGAACUGAAGCAGGCUCAGACCCUGAUGACCUCCCUGGGCUGAGGAGAAGGGUGUUUGGGGCCCGUGUUGCGUCGCUGCCCUCCAAACUCCUCUUCGUGGGUGGCCGCAACUCCAGGACCCUGGAGGCCUGGCCUCCCAGAUCUCUGACUUGCUAGGUUCCCACAUGAGAAUUCAGCAUAAGGAUUCUGAGGACUUCUCGAGCAUUGCCUUCCCCGCCCCGAGAAGGGCACUUGUCAGCAGUUCUGACGAGCUGGAAGAAUAAACUGAAGUGUAAAGGA
Lutra lutra (Eurasian river otter) is the source of this 940-nucleotide messenger RNA. It is a transcript of the gene COMMD4, whose product is annotated as COMM domain containing 4. Lineage: Eukaryota; Metazoa; Chordata; Mammalia; Carnivora; Mustelidae. The coding region runs from base 81 to 704 and encodes 207 amino acids. The transcript has 8 exons. The record is from RefSeq and is a predicted model, not a curated record.